GACGAAGUGGAUGGAUACAUCUGCAUGUGCCAAGCAGGACAUUCUGGUCUCCAGUGUGAGACAAAUUUGGACGAUUGUGAUGAUGUUCUACUUAUACAUGUGAUUGCAUGAAAGGAUUUACUGGAAGAAAUUGUGAACAUGAAAUCAGUGAAUGUGCAUCAUCACCAUGUGCUGAUGGUAGCAAUUGCAUUGACAAAGUAGAUGAUUUUUAUUGUGAAUGUGCUGAUGGCUAUUUUGGAAAACAUUGUGACGAAGAAAUUGAUGAAUGUUACUCUGAACCUUGCAUGAAUGAAGGAACUUGCAAUGAUUGCGUGAAUGCUUUCAAUCGUUCUUGUCUUGUUGGAUAUUCUGGUUUGCACUGUGAGAUCAGCGAUCCUUGUUGGUCAAAUCCCUGUCUAAACGAGUCACCUUGUGUAAAGUCUGAGGACUUGAAAGAGUACUUUUGCAAGUGCAUGAAAGGAUUUGUUGGACAACAACGUGAAUAUGAAGAUAUAGACGAGGGUAGCGUUGCUAUUAGCAGUAGCAAUCAACAGACUGCAAUGAUUGCAACUAUAACUGUAGGAUCUUCAUGUGUCGUAAUUAUUGGAGUAUUGGUGGGAAUUCUAAUCAUGUUCAAGUGUGGCUAUUCAUGUUGUCGUAAGAAAGAAGAAGAGCAGCAAUACAGAAAGCUAAUGGCUUGUGAAAAAUAUGGUAAUGUGAGACAACUCCCACUGAAGGGAGCUGCUGACGGUAACGUGGAGAUUUACUUCCACUCUUAUUUCGACGGUAAUCUAAAACAAAGCAAUGGAGAUUGCUGUCUCCCUGCUGUUGGUGUUUGCUUGAAGAGCUGUGGCAACUAUUUUGAAGUGUGUUAUCGACCUGUCAAUACAACUGAACUCUUUCUGACCUGUCAGACAACUGGAGUGCUUCUCACUGCAACUGAUCCACUAUUUACAUCGCUUUCUAGCAUAACAUUUACAUUAAACCAAACGUUGGGAAAUGGUGUAAGGAACCCCAUUUCUUUGUUUUUUAAAGGUUCCUGGCCGGGUGGAUUGAAUCUGGAAGUUAAUGUGUCCAACAAUUACACAAGUCCUCCUGUAUUUAUAGCGUCAUUUGAGUAUGAGGAUAGUAGCACCAGCUAUGGAGAUUUUAGUUCACUAGUAAGUUUGAGUGAUCUCAGUAAAGAAAAAAGUCUUGAUAUGAAGUGGCGAGUGAGAUGUAGUGAUCAUUUCUACAAUGAGGAUUGUUCCAUAUUCUGUGAACCUGUGGACAAUGCCAGUGGCCACUAUGACUGUUUAUCAAACGGAACAAAGAGUUGUCUUCCAGGAUGGACAAAUCCACAAAGCAAUUGUACUACAGACAUUGAUGAGUGCAUGUCAGAUCCUUGUUACCAUGGAGGAAUAUGUUCUAAUUUAUUUGACAGCUACAACUGCAGUUGUCAGUCUGGAUACACUGGAGUCAAUUGUGAGACAGAAGUUGACGAAUGUAUAUCAAAUCCAUGCAGACAUGGAAGCACUUGUAGUGAUACUAUUAAUGGAUUUGAGUGUUUCUGCAUGGAUGGAUUUGAGGGUGUUGUAUGUGAAAGUGAAACAAACGAGUGUAUUUCAGACCCAUGCCUCAAUGGUGGUGUGUGUCUGAAUGAUGUUGGAAAGUACACUUGUGCCUGUUGGAAUGCGUAUACUGGUAUACACUGUGAAAGCGAUAUAGACAAUUGCCCAAGUGUGGAGUGUAUGAAUGGUGGCGAUUGUAAAGAUCAUGUCAACUAUUUUGAAUGUCAAUGUGCUGAUGGAUAUGCUGGCAAAUAUUGUGAACAUGAAAUCAGUGAAUGUUCUUCAUCACCAUGCUCUAAUGGAUCUUACUGUUUAGACGAGGUGGAUGGUUACAAAUGUGAUUGUGCUGAUGGAUUUUACGGUCCACAAUGCAAUAUUACACUUGAUGAUUGUGCAUCAUCUCCUUGUAUUUAUGGCAAUUGUAGUAAUGUAGCAAAUGGCUAUGAAUGUUACUGUAAACCUGGCUUUACUGGACAAAACUGUGAGUCAGACAUUGAUGAUUGUAUACCAAACAUUUGUUGCAACAAAGCAACGUGUGUUGAUCGUGUUAAUUCAUAUGAAUGUCAGUGUGCUGAUGGCUAUGAUGGUGAUCGAUGUGAACAUGAAAUCAAUGAAUGUUUGUCUAAUCCUUGUCAAAACACAGCAGUGUGUGUUGAUGCAGUUGCAAACUACACCUGCCAUUGCCUUCCAGGUUACACAGGAAGGUUAUGUCAAAUUAAUAUUGAUAAUUGUGAUGGCAUUGUUUGCAAAAACUACGGAACCUGUGUCGAUGAAGUCGACUCAUUUUUAUGUAAUUGUUCUGCUGGAUUUGCAGGACGUUUUUGUAAUUUAGAGAUCAGUGAAUGUGCAUCAUCACCUUGUGUUAAUGGAACCUGCAUAGAUAGAGUCAACAGUUACCAAUGUGACUGCUUUAGUGGCUACACUGGAGAACACUGUGAAUCAGAGUUUAACGAGUGCACGUCAUCUCCAUGCCUAAAUGGAGGAAACUGCUCAGAUAUUGUUAACGGUUAUUACUGCCAGUGUGUAGAAGGAUUUACUGGUUAUGACUGUGCAACACCUGUAAAUGAAUGUAUGUCUGAUCCAUGUCAAAAUGGAGGUACAUGUCAAGACGAACAGAAUUCAUAUGUUUGUGAGUGUGGCAUUGGAUUUAGUGGAGCUCAUUGUGAAACUAAUAAUGACGAAUGUGUGUCUCAGCCUUGUCAUCAUGGAGGGACAUGUCUUGAUGGUAUUAACAGCUACAUGUGUCGUUGUAUGCCAGGCUACACAGGCAACAACUGUGAAACAAAUAUUGAUGACUGUGCAGGAGGACGCUGUUUGAAUAACGCCAGUUGCAUUGACGAAAUCAACAGCUAUCACUGUAACUGUGUGGCCGGGUUUACAGGUGAACACUGUGAGACGAACAUUGAUGAAUGUAGAUCAAGUCCUUGUUUAAAUGAUGGGUCAUGCCAAGAUGAUGUAGAUGGAUACAGUUGUGUUUGUUCUUUUGGAUACGCAAAGAGCGAUUGUUCAAUGGAUAUCAACGAGUGUUUAUCUAACCCAUGUGAUAAUGGAGGCUUGUGCAAUGAUUCUGUGAAUGGUUACAGAUGUUCGUGUUCAUCUGGAUAUACGGGUGACAACUGCCAAACUGAUAUUGAUGAAUGCGAUUCGCAACCGUGUGUGAAUGAAGGAUUGUGUACUGAUAUGAUCAAUGGAUUUCAUUGUUCUUGUGCAGCCGGAUUUACAGGUUUUGUUUGUGGCAUAGAAAUCAACGAAUGCGAUAAGAAUCCUUGUUUCAAUGGUGGCAUUUGUUUGGAUGCAGUUGCCAACUUUAGUUGUGCUUGCUUGCUUGGAUAUAGUGGGUCGCUGUGUGAAUCAGAUUUAGACGAUUGUUUAAACGUUACAUGUUACAAUGGAGGCACGUGUCAUGAUCGAGUAAACUCAUAUGAAUGCUACUGCAUGUCGGGAUUUGCUGGGAGAGAGUGUCAAUAUGAAAUAAGUGAAUGUACUUUGCAAUCGUGCAUUCAUGGACAAUGCAUAGACCAGAUCAAUGAUUUUAUGUGUGACUGCGAUGUGGGAUAUACAGGAAAUGUUUGCCAGACUGAGAUCAACGAGUGUCUUUCUCUGCCAUGUGUGAAUAAUGGUACAUGUCAAGACAAUGUUGGUAGCCACAUUUGUGUUUGUGCAUUAGGAUACACGGGUUCUAACUGUGAGAUAAACAUUGAUGAUUGUUGUUCAAAUCCAUGUCAACAUGGUACUUGCCAUGAUAUGAUCAAUUACUACUACUGUGAUUGUGAUGAUGGAUUUAAUGGCACAGAGUGUGACAAUGAGAUAGACGAGUGUUUAUCAGAGCCAUGUCUUUAUUUCGGCAGGUGUAUCGACUAUGUUAAUGGCUUUUAUUGUGAGUGUGCUAAUGGCUAUACCGGACACAAGUGUGAGUCUGAUGUUGAUGAAUGUGCUGGUAUUAUAUGCAUGAAUAAUGGGAGUUGCCAUGAUGAUGUUGGUAGCUAUCGUUGCGAUUGUGCUGAUGGAUUCACCGGGCACCACUGUGAAGUCAAUGUAGACGACUGCAGCUCCAAACCAUGCCUGCAUGGUGGGUCAUGUCUUGACAAGGUAGGUGCAUACAUGUGUAGCUGUUCUAAUGGUUACAAUGGGACACACUGUGAAAGUAACAUUGACGAGUGUCAAUCUAAUCCUUGUCAGAAUGGAGCUACUUGCUUGGAUGAUGUUGAUGAUUAUACUUGCAAUUGCAGUACUGGAUUCACGGGUAAAGCAUGUGAAACAGACAUAGACGAAUGUGCAGUUAAUCGUUGUGUUAAUGGAGGAACAUGUAAAGACAUGGUCAACUCUCUCUCUUGUGAAUGUUUACGUGGUUAUGAAGGCUUGCUGUGUGAAAAGGAAAUUGAUGAAUGCGCUUCACUUCCCUGUCAAAAUGAUGGCAUAUGUAUUGAUGCAUUGAAUGGCUACUCAUGUGGUUGCCAGUAUGGAUACACAGGCAAGCAGUGUGAAAGUGAUAUUGAUGACUGCGUGAACGUUUCGUGUUUAAACAAUGGAACUUGUCAUGAUGGCAUAAACUCAUUUUUAUGUGACUGUUCUGCUGGAUUUGCAGGAUGUUUAUGUAAUUUAGAGAUCAGUGAAUGUGCAUCAUCACCUUGUGCAAAUGGAGGUCACUGUGUUGACAUGGAAAAUGGAUAUCAGUGCGUUUGUGCUUUUGGUUAUACAGGCAAGCACUGUCACAUGCAGGUUAAUCCAUGUGUGUCCAAUCCAUGCUCAAAUAAUGGGACAUGUGAAGAAAGGUUACAAGGGUAUGUAUGUAACUGCUCAGCUGGUUUUACAGGAAGUAAUUGCCAGAUAAACAUAAAUGAGUGUGAUUCUGAUCCCUGUCAGAAUAACGGAUCAUGUAUUGAUUUAAAUAAUGAAUACAGAUGUUUUUGUCCAGCUGGCAUUACUGGAAUAUACUGUGAGAGUGAUGUUGAUGAAUGCUUAUCGAAUCCUUGUGGUCAUGGUGGAAACUGUUCUGAUCAUCCCAAUGGGUACACUUGCAAUUGUCCUGAAGGCUACACUGGACAAAACUGUGAUCUAGAGACUGAUGAAUGCAUCGGAGUGAUGUGCAUUCAUGGUGGCACAUGUGUAGGUGGUUUGGCUGAUUUCUAUUGCAACUGCACGUCUGGAUAUACUGGAAGAUAUUGUGAAGAUGAUGUUGACGAGUGUGAACAUGAACCAUGCAAGAAUGGAGUGUGUAAAGACGAAGUGGAUGGAUACACCUGCAUGUGCCAAGCAGGAUAUUCUGGUCUCCAGUGUGAGACAAAUUUGGACGAUUGUGAUAAUGUUCUUUGUUCUAAUAGAGGAACAUGCAUGGAUGGUAUUGACAUCUACACAUGUGACUGCGCAAAGGGAUUUGCUGGAAGAAAUUGUGAACAUGAAAUCAGUGAAUGUGCAUCAUCACCGUGUGCUGAUGGCAGCAAUUGCAUUGACAAAGUAGAUGAUUUUUAUUGUGAAUGUACUGAUGGCUAUUUUGGAAAACAUUGUGACAAAGAAAUUGAUGAAUGUUACUCUGAACCUUGCAUGAACGAAGGAACUUGCACUGAUUACGUGAAUGCUUUCAAUUGUUCUUGUCUUGUUGGAUAUUCUGGUUUGCACUGUGAGAUCAGCGAUCCUUGUUGGUCAAAUCCCUGUCUAAAUGAGUCACCUUGUGUAAAGUCUGAGGACUUGAAAGAGUACUUUUGCAUUUGCACGAAAGGAUUUGUUGGACAACAAUGUGAAUAUGAAGAUAUAGACGAGGGUAGCGUUGCUAUUAGCAGUAGCAAUCAACAGACUGCAAUGAUUGCAGCUAUAACUGUAGGAUCUUCAUGUGCCGUAAUUAUUGGAGUAUUGGUGGGAAUUCUAAUUAUGUUCAAGUGUGGCUAUUCAUGUUGUCGUAAGAAAGCAGAAGAGCUGCAAAACACUCGACAUAAAAAUUCAAGUGAAACUCGAAGAACACGAACACUACCACCUUUAGCAAAAUUGGGUUCUCAUUAUUGGCCAAGAAAGGUGUCAAAUGUUGCUUCUCACUAUUAUCCAGAAGCCAGUCCAAACUGGGAUGUCACAACUUUUGUUCUGUUGGACACAUUUGGUAAGUGGGCUAACGUAAGAUUUAGAUCGGGAGCUGCUGACGGUAACGUGGAGAUUUACUUCCACUCUUAUUUCGACGGUAAUCUAAAACAAAGCAAUGGAGAUUGCUGUCUCCCUGCUGUUGGUGUUUGCUUGAAGAGCUGUGGCAACUAUUUUGAAGUGUGUUAUCGACCUGUCAAUACAACUGAACUCUUUCUGACCUGUCAGACAACUGGAGUGCUUCUCACUGCAACUGAUCCACUAUUUACAUCGCUUUCUAGCAUAACAUUUACAUUAAACCAAACGUUGGGAAAUGGUGUAAGGAACCCCAUUUCUUUGUUUUUUAAAGGUUCCUGGCCGGGUGGAUUGAAUCUGGAAGUUAAUGUGUCCAACAAUUACACAAGUCCUCCUGCAUUUAUAGCGUCAUUUGAGUAUGAGGAUAGUAGCACCAGCUAUGGAGAUUUUAGUUCACUAGUAAGUUUGAGUGAUCUCAGUAAAGAAAAAAGUCUUGAUAUGAAGUGGCGAGUGAGAUGUAGUGAUCAUUUCUACAAUGAGGAUUGUUCCAUAUUCUGUGAACCUGUGGACAAUGCCAGUGGCCACUAUGACUGUUUAUCAAACGGAACAAAGAGUUGUCUUCCAGGAUGGACAAAUCCACAAAGCAAUUGUAUUACAACUGAAGCUUUAUGUGCAAGUGAGCCGUGCCAGAACAACGGAUCAUGCAAAAUUGAGUUUGGCGAGAUUAAGUGUAACUGCAUCAUUGGAUACAAAGGAGACUAUUGUGAAACAAAUAUUGAUGAAUGCUUGUCUAGCCCAUGCCAAAACAAUGGCACUUGUCAUGAUGACGUCAAUCAAUUUAAUUGUUCUUGUAUUCAUGGUUACGUUGGAGACUUGUGUGAAACAGAGAUUGAUGAAUGUCAAUCCAGCCCGUGUAUGCAUUGUGGUGUUUGCACUGAUGGAUUAGGAUAUUUCUCCUGUCAAUGUCCACUUGGUUAUACUGGAAUGACGUGUGAAAUGGAGAUAAAUGAGUGUCAUUUAAGUUACUGCGAGAACAAUGCAACAUGUCUGGAUUUUGUUAAUGAUUAUGCUUGCCAAUGUAAGGCUGGAUACAUCGGAUAUAAUUGCUCAAUUGACAUUCAAGAUUGCAACCUGGAAUCGUGUGCAAAUGGAGGGAUAUGCAUGGACAAAGUAAAUGGAUAUGACUGUGUCUGCAGUGAGGGAUUUACAGGGAAAUUCUGUGAAUUUAAUGUAUACGAGUGUGCAUCAAAUCCGUGCAAAAAUGGUGGCAAGUGUGAAGAUCAGAUUGACUCGUUCUACUGUAACUGCAGACCAGGUUAUACUGGAUUGAUGUGUGAAUCUAAUGAGGACGAUUGCACAAACAAACACGUUUGUGAACAAGGCAGCAGUUGUGUUGACGGAGUGAAUGGAUAUAGAUGUGAGUGCCUACCAGGAUUCAAUGGGACAUAUUGCAGUGAAAACAUUGACGAGUGUGCAUCUAGUCCCUGUCUCAAUAAAGCAUCAUGUCAAGACCAUAUUGAUGGAUUUAGCUGCAGUUGUUUAGAUGGAUACACAGGUGUACAGUGCGGUCUAAACAUAAACGAAUGUUCAUCUUAUCCUUGCCAACAAGGAGCAACGUGUUAUGAUCUUAUUGGAGGUUUUUAUUGUGGCUGCAUGACAGGAUAUAUAGGAUCUCGCUGUGAAAUAGAUGUAGAUGACUGUAAUCCAAACCCAUGUUUGCAUGGAGGGACAUGCAGCGACAAGACUAAUAGUUUUACAUGUUCAUGUUUGCCCGGAUUUAGUGGCUUGAGUUGUGAGCAGGAAAUUGAUGAAUGUUUGUCGAAGCCGUGUGAAGCUGGGAUUUGUGUAGAUGGCAUUAGUGGCUAUCAGUGCCAUUGCAUAUCAGGAUUUACAGGCAAACACUGCGGUACUAAUAUAGAUGAGUGUCAAGGUGUGGUCUGCAGGAAUAAUGGAACUUGUGUUGAUGGCAACAACACGUUUCACUGUGAAUGUGCAUUUGGGUAUGCUGGAACAGAGUGUGAACACGAAAUCAGUGAGUGUUCGUCGUCACCUUGCAAAAAUGGAAAAUGCAUUGACAGAAUAAACGGGUAUGACUGUUGGUGUGACGAAGGAUAUGAUGGAGAUUACUGCAAUAAUGAAUUAGACGCGUGCUUAUCUAAUCCUUGUGCUAAUGAAGGUACCUGCAUAGACAUGGUUGGAAACUACACUUGCACUUGCUCAGAACACUUCAUCGGUUCUCAUUGUGAGAUCAAGGAUCCAUGUUUUCCUAACCCUUGCGUACAUAACGGGACAUGCCAUAAACAGCUAUCUUCCAACUGCAGUUCUCUCAAUUACAAGUGUACUUGCCUCAGUCUAUUUACAGGCAGUGAUUGCCAACACAAUAUAAGUGACAACAUGACAUCCAACAUUGAUCUGAUUUUGAUUGACACAACUGAGGGUCCAGAUGUUGUAAACCUUGGCAAGUCAUCCGGCGAGCUUGAAACUGGCAGCAUCGUUGCAAUAGCAGUCGGAACGAUCUCAGUGAUAGUUAUUGUUUGCCUGACUAUUGUUGUGAUAUGGAUACGAACUGGACAGUCUUCUGUUGACAAGCCAAAUAAACUCCCAAACAGGCAAAAGCGCAAGAAUGCCGCCACCACUCCUUCCCCACUAAUUAGAGAAGGAGCCAGUCUGAGUGACAGUUUCUCCAACUCCAAACAGUGGCCAGAGACGAGGUCAUCGGUUCCUAACCUGCAGCGACCUCGGUUCUCGUUUGGACACUAUUUCCCAGACGACAGUCAACCAAACUGGGACAUCAAAUCAAACAGUACAACCGAGAUGUAAAAUUUGACUCGAAAUCAUGACUCAUGUUAGCAAGGCAACUAAUUAACGGAACAAAACAGGAAUGUUUUAAAUAGAAAGUUAUCCACAUUUCAACAAAUACUUGCCAAUACCAGUGUCCAACUAGUGACUCAUGCUUGCAUGGCUUCUAAAUAUCCUGGGUGGGUCAAUGACAAUGUC
Corticium candelabrum is the source of this 9107-nucleotide messenger RNA. RefSeq names its product fibrillin-2-like. Lineage: Eukaryota; Metazoa; Porifera; Homoscleromorpha; Homosclerophorida; Plakinidae. Gene Ontology annotation, molecular function: calcium ion binding. The record is from RefSeq and is a predicted model, not a curated record. Bases 108 to 8930 code for a protein of 2940 amino acids. Gene Ontology annotation, cellular component: protein-containing complex; plasma membrane. Gene Ontology annotation, biological process: heterophilic cell-cell adhesion; establishment or maintenance of epithelial cell apical/basal polarity; cell communication. The transcript has 20 exons.